AUGGUGACGUUCUCCAAGAGACUCGACAGCGUGCGGAACUGGGAAUCCAGGAGAUCGUUGUGUGCGGGUUCUGUCGGAGCCGGAGCGACCGACUCCACGUCGCUGACCUGGUUACUGGAUGCGUUUCGCAGAGCGUCGACAGAAGACUGUGCAGGAGAGAGCAGACUCGUGCUGACCAUCCGUGCUGGCUCGGCAUGGAAACUGGAACCUCGCCUUCUUCGAAGCAGCCCUGUCAACUUGCGCCAUUUUCCAGAGGACGAUACCGCAGUCGACCGCGAGAGACUCGUUUUCGGCAACGAGGUGAUGUGCGUGGUAUUUGGCGGUAGCAGAUGGACACUCUCUUCUGGUUCUCUCAACCUUUCCGUCGUCGUCAACGGAGUAGUAAGACAACACAGCGAGCUUGACCUUCUUGUGCUUGUGCUUGAUCUUCUUUGGGGUGGUGUAGACCUUCUUCUUUCUCUUCUUACCACCACCUCUGAGUCUCAGCACCAAGUGCAAGGUAGACUCCUUCUGGAUGUUGUAGUCAGAAAGAGUUCUGCCGUCCUCGAGCUGCUUACCAGCGAAGAUAAGUCUUUGCUGGUCAGGUGGAAUUCCUUCCUUGUCUUGGAUCUUGGACUUAACGUUGUCGAUGGUGUCGGAAGACUCCACCUCGAGGGUGAUAGUCUUACCGGUCAGGGUCUUGACGAAGAUUUGCAUGGUAGGAUUGUCUGCAAGGGAUGCUUCUUUCUCACCUACUUGAUGAAAAAAAUACGCUAUAAACUAGUGACCCCCUUUCUGAGAGUUGGCCCUAUUUUGUUUAGUAGCAUGGAGACCGUCACGAGAUCAACGUCCUUGGCGCACUCGCUUGCGUUCAGUGUUGACGACGAAGUUCAGAGUUUCUACACCGCCGCGUCAGACCCGCUUUUGGAGUCUAUCACCGACAUUGUGACAGAUACCACGAUUGCAGGAGCAGAGUCGGUGACGGCAGAUGAGGAGUCGCUCGUGGAGGACUCUGAACUGUUCAGACACAACAUGGUUGUUUUGAGGAACUCUGUUGGCCAAUCGGAGGACACUUUGAGAGUGAAUCGGUAUCUGUUGAAAGAAGACCAGAGGUUUUCUGGGCUGGUUAAUUCUUUGAUGAACAGUUAUCCUCCCAGCUUGCUUGAGUCUGAGGAGGAGGUGGUGGUGAAAAGAAGACGGUUUAAGGUGUUCUUAGCAAAACUACGAAGGCUUUUCAAAAAGAUUCUGAGGCGUCAUUAA
Molecule: messenger RNA, 1239 nt
Organism: Ogataea philodendri
Lineage: Eukaryota; Fungi; Ascomycota; Pichiomycetes; Pichiales; Pichiaceae
Exons: 3
Coding region: 1-1239 (412 amino acids)
Source: RefSeq, a predicted model, not a curated record